GCAACUCCUCACCUCUCUGGGAAAUUGAAACCGCCUUUCUUCUCGGCAGUUACCGGCUGUUUCCUUGGAAGUCCACGGCUGCUGAUUUUUUCACGUGUUUUCAAUACUGUGAUCCACCCACCCUCCCCGAACUAGAUGUUUUGAUUUCUGGAAUCACUCUCUCAGAAGCCACUUCAUUCCUGAAGGACACUAACCAUUGCUUUGGAAACCAAGAAGCCCCUGCAGUCAUGAGCUCUGAUGCAGAGAUGGCCAUUUUUGGAGAAGCAGCUCCCUACCUGUGGAAAUCAGAGAAGGAGAGAAUCGAGGCUCAAAAUCGCCCAUUUGAUUCUAAGAAAGCUUGCUUUGCAGUGGAUGAUAAGGAAUUUUAUGUGAAAGGUAUGAUCCAGAGCAAGGAAAAUGACAAAGUCACAGUCGAGACCCUCGACAACCGGACACUCACUCCGAACAGUGACCAAGUCUUCCCCAUGAACCCUCCCAAAUUUGACAAGAUCGAGGACAUGGCCAUGAUGACCCACCUACACGAGCCAGGAGUGCUGUACAACCUCAAAGAGCGUUACGCAGCCUGGAUGAUCUACACCUACUCAGGCCUCUUCUGUGUCACCGUCAACCCCUACCAGUGGCUGCCAGUGUACAACCCUGAGGUGGUGACGGCCUACAGAGGCAAAAAGCACCAGGAGGCCCCGCCCCACAUCUUCUCCAUCUCUGACAACGCCUAUCAGUUCAUGUUGACUGAUCGAGACAACCAGUCCGUCCUCAUCAGCGGAGAAUCCGGGGCUGGGAAGACAGUGAACACCAAGCGUGUGAUCCAGUACUUUGCAGCAAUUGCGGUCACUGGGGAGAAGAGGAAGGCGCAGCGGCCGGGCAAGAUGCAGGGAACCCUGGAAGACCAGAUCAUCCAGGCCAACCCCCUCCUGUAGGCCUUUGGAAAUGCCAAGACCGUGAGGAAUGACAACUCUUUGAGAUUCGGGACGUUCCUUCGCAUUCACUUUGCAGCCACAGGAAAGCUGGUGUCAGCGGACAGUGAAACCUAUCUCUUAGAAAAAUCCAGGGUGGCAUUUCAGUUAUCCCAUGAGAGAGGCUAUCAUAUUUUUUACCAAAUCAUGUCAAACAAGAAGCCGGAACUUAUGGACCUGCUUCUCAUUUCAACCAACCCCUUUGACUUCCCCUUUGUGAGCCAAGGAGAGGUCACCGUGGCCAGUAUUGAUGACAGUGAGGAACUGUUGGCCACUGAUACAGGUAUAAUGAAGGAAGGAACCCCUCUGGCCCUCCAGGAGUUGCCUGGGAACCUAGUCUGCGAAAUACUUAUACAUCAAGAGAUGGCUCUGAGCUGGAAUUCUACAAAAGAAGAGUAGAGCAACCCAGUACAGCUUUAUACCCCCUCAGCCACAGGAGGAGAAUGGCUGCAGGCUACUGAAAGCCAGCAGCAUUGACAAAUAAACUCCCCCCAGCCUU
Molecule: messenger RNA, 1452 nt
Organism: Balaenoptera acutorostrata (minke whale)
Lineage: Eukaryota; Metazoa; Chordata; Mammalia; Artiodactyla; Balaenopteridae
Product: myosin-13-like
Exons: 12
Biological process (GO): vesicle transport along actin filament; actin filament organization
Cellular component (GO): vesicle; myosin complex; cytoplasm
Molecular function (GO): ATP binding; actin filament binding; microfilament motor activity
Source: RefSeq, a predicted model, not a curated record